Molecule: messenger RNA, 1736 nt
Organism: Ahaetulla prasina
Lineage: Eukaryota; Metazoa; Chordata; Lepidosauria; Squamata; Colubridae
Gene: B3GNT7
Product: UDP-GlcNAc:betaGal beta-1,3-N-acetylglucosaminyltransferase 7
Exons: 2
Coding region: 127-1320 (397 amino acids)
Cellular component (GO): membrane
Molecular function (GO): hexosyltransferase activity
Source: RefSeq, a predicted model, not a curated record
GAGCCGGCCAAGCCCGCCCUGCCCUGCCCUGCCCUGCAGUGGCGAUCCGAAGGAGCCGCACUUGCAAGCCGACGCCGAGCAGCAGCUGCGUCUCUGUAGCGCAUCCUCGCGCCUGCCGCGACCAGCAUGAGCCCCUGGAAGAAGACCGUCUACAAGAGCGUCUUUCUCUCCUUCGCGCUGAUAGUAACCGUGACCCUCUUGCAAAAGGGCUCCGUUCCCAACCAGUUCUUUCAGACCCAGCUGCAGAAAUCCGUGGUCUCCCAAGAACUGCUCAAGAGGAAUGAAGUGCUGCCCCUCACCAACAACUUCUGGAAAAAGGGAAUCGAGGUUCCUCCGCCUGUCAAAGCCGCCGAGAAAGAGGUGACAUCCUGGGACGUCCAGGCCACCAACUGCACAGCCAACUUCAACUUCACCAAGGAGGAGUGGUUCAGAAACCUGGAGCCCCACUUCCAGCAGUUCCUCUUUUACCGACACUGCCGCUACUUCCCCAUCAUCAUCAACCAUCCGGAGAAAUGCCGCGGCGAAAUCGACCUGCUGAUUGUGGUGAAGUCGGUCAUCACCCAACACGACCGCCGAGAAGCCAUCCGUAGGACGUGGGGUCAAGAGCGAGUGUUGGACGGGAAAAAAAUCAAGACUCUCUUCCUGUUGGGUAUCGCCUCCAAAGUAGAGGAGAGACCCAACUACCAGAAGCUUCUGGAGUACGAGGAUCGGAUCUACGGGGACAUCCUACAGUGGGACUUCUUGGAUACCUUUUUCAACCUCACCUUGAAGGAAGUCCACUUCCUCAAGUGGUUCAACAUCUACUGUGACCAGGUCCGGUACAUCUUUAAAGGGGACGAUGACGUCUUCAUGAGUCCUGAGAACAUCUUGGAGUUCCUCAAGGAUCAGAAAGGAGGGGACCUAUUUGUGGGCGACGUGCUGGUCAAAGCGAGGCCCAUUCGCAAGAAGGAAAACAAAUACUACAUCCCCAACUCUUUGUACGGCAAGGCCUAUUAUCCGCCCUACGCGGGCGGAGGGGGCUUUGUGAUGGAUGGGCCCUUGGCCAAGCGUCUCCACAAAGUCUCCGAAAACCGGGAGCUGUACCCCAUCGACGAUGUCUACAUGGGGAUGUGUCUGGAGGACCUCAAGGUGACGCCCGUGGCUCACACCGGCUUCAAAACUUUUGGCCUGGUGAAAAACAAGAACAGCAAAAUGAACCGUGAACCUUGUUUCUACAAGAGCAUGUUGGUAGUCCAUAAACUUCAGCCGGCCGACCUGCUCAACAUGUGGGAUUUGGUCCAUAAACAUUUGUCCUGCUCCCAGAAAGCCAACAUCCUUUAGCUCAACCCAGUUUUAGCCAAAGAGGAAGAUCACCGGGAGCACCAAAGAUCCACCCUUUCUAAUGAAGUUGAAAGAAAACAGGACGACAAUAAUCCGAUGGUGUUGGAGGGGAGGGGAGGGGUUUGUUGAAAUUAUUGGAAAAGUGGGGGAAGAGGAGGUUUUCUUUUUUUCAUAUUUUAUUUGUUCCCCUGUGGGACUUUCGAAGGAUGUAGGAAAAAAAAAACUUGAAGAGAUGGGGAGUUCGAUGGCCAGAAAGGGAAUUGACUAUUCCGGGAGAGAUGAAGAAUGACUACCCUACGUUGGGCAGUCGGGCAAGUCACACCUUCUUUUAUUUGUGCCCUUUUUUGUGGUGUGCUGUACAGCUAGAGGCUGGUCCUAAAGCUAAGACAUUUAUUUCUAGGGGAAUGUGUGAGAGA